CCAAAAUUUUUCUUUCUUUAACCAUGUCUGAUAAAAAAAUCCACCGAUACUUUUUAAGCCGAGAAUCUUCGAAAUGGGAUAUUGUUGAUUUUUUGGAGGAGUCUAGCGAAGAGCCCUUCGAAAAAAAGAUAGACGUAUAUAUUAAAUCACUUAAUAACCUAGCCAAUUAUAAGCGAGGAAAACAACGCGAAAGAGCGCUUACGCUUAUUGACAAGUACAAGGAGGGAUUUCGACCUGACCGCCAAAGGGCACGAGAGUGGAAGAAAGAGUGUAAGCCGGCUAGAAGGAUUAGUGGACCCUCAUUCCAUUUUCACAAACCAAAAAUUGUGGAUAGCUCUGUAAUAGGGGUAAACAACGGAAUUUACGAAAAUAAAAAAUCAAAGAAAAGAAAACAUGAAAAUCAGGAAGAGAAUGCCCGAAAGCGAUCGUCCCCAGAUGUCAAUGAUCAAUCCAUGCUCUAUGACAAGGCGAUAACAGAAAUUAGCAUUGCACAAGAAAAUAAUAUUGCUUGUCAGACGAUGCCGUUAUGCUGGGGUAUUAUUGAUCUUAGGGUAGAAAAUGUCUCACCGUGCCCUAAACAUCCUCGUGCAAAAGAACUUCUUCCCCCAGCCGAAGUUCUAAGACUUCAAAAAGUAACCACCGAGUUCGUAAAUAAAGGAUCGAAGUUGAGUUCAUCUACCUUGGCACUAUUGGAAGUACUUGAAUCAAAUACUUUCAGUUUAAAAAAAUUAUGUAAAGAAAAGCGGGCUCACGGAAUCAAAGGCGUUUGUUCCUUACUCCGUAUUAACACGGACAAGGUGGACAUAUAUGACAAAGACGCGCAAUAUAUUGGAGAGUGUUUAGACUCUUUUAACGAAUGGAUACGUACGUACGGCGGAUACUCCCAUAUAGAAAGGACUGUUGAUAUGCAUCUCAUUGGACCAUUUUCAAAGGUGAUUAUAAAACAUGUAAUGUAUGCUUGACGUUGUAUGUAUUGUAUGCUUAUGUAUGCUUUUAUUGUAUCUAUACAUGUAUGGAUAUUAAAAAUGAACGUAUGCUAUGUAUGGCAUACUUAUUUUCGCCAUACAUAA
Molecule: messenger RNA, 1070 nt
Organism: Rhizophagus irregularis DAOM 181602=DAOM 197198
Lineage: Eukaryota; Fungi; Glomeromycota; Glomeromycetes; Glomerales; Glomeraceae
Source: RefSeq, a predicted model, not a curated record